UGUACCAGGGGUCGAGCUGAAGUUUCUGGACCCACUUCAAGCAACAGAGACUCGAGGCAGCAGGGCACGGAUGAGCAUCGAUACCCUUCGGCGGUCGGAAUGGGUGGUCCCAAUGUUGUCAUCACGAGCCGGCAGUGGCAGUGGCGACGCUGGCGCUUCUGGCUGGGCGCCCAGCAGCGGGAGUCGUAGGGGUGCACCCCCUUACAGCCGGACCGGGAGGCGUGGGGGGCGGCCAUCCAGGGAUGAGAUGCUCAACCCGGAGGAGGAGGAGAGGAGGAUUGUUCGUCGGGAACGCAACCGGCAGGCCGCUGCCAAGUGUCGGAACCGGCGACGGGAACUCACGGACCAGCUGGAGGAGGAGACGGCCGAACUCCUUCAGCAGCAGGAGCUGAUCAAGUCCGAGGUGGACAACCUGCGCAGGGUGAAGGACCAGCUGGAGCUCGUCCUCGCGACACACGAGCCCUCGUGCAUGCUCGUGCCGUCACGGGACGACCAGAACGUUCCCUCGUCAUCCCCCUCCUACCUGGCAGCGACCGCCUCCUCGUCAAUGUCCUCGUCGUCGGCAUCUUCUGCGGCGGUGGUGGAGGCGAUGGCAGUGGCACCUUUGGCCACCGUCCCCCAAGUCCCAUCGAUAACGGUGACAUCAUCGACAUCGUCAUCGUCGCUGCUGCCACCGCCCAUCCCCUACUCCUUCGACGGGGCGUUCGCGACUCGGGCUGGCGGUGUGGCCACCACGCAACGCCAGCAGCAGCAGCUGCGACUGCCCACGUCCUACAUGGACGCGACGGCCAGCGAAUUCGCAGCCUUCCCCGACCUGCUCGAGUGCCUCAACACGCCGGUGGUGACCACCACGCCGGGCGGGGGGGGGCCCCCCUCGCUCAUGUUCACCUACCCCAGCGUGGCCGGGCCCGAGAUGCAGACGGCUACCACCACGGCCGCCUCCACCGCCACCGCCACCACCACCGGCACGUCGUGCUCGACCGCCUCCACCAGCUGCGGCUGGGCCCAGCGGCUGAGCAGCAGCAGCAGCAGCACCGACCUGGACGUGCUGCUGUCCCCCACGCUGCUGUCCCUCUGAGAAGAAGAGUGACGCGUGUGCGUGUACGUCUGUGUGCUUGCUGUCCACGUUGUGGGGAGUGGUAGCGCAGCGGUUAGCGCGCUGCGCUACGAACCCGGCGACCCGAGUUCGAUUCCCACUCACGGAUAAUCGACACCGGUGACGAUUAUCUGAACUAGUCCUGGGCCUCCUCCCCAAGGUCGACUCGGCCUCAAAUGAGGACCUGGUGCGGUGUGUAAACAACGCCACUGGGGAGACAAAGGCGGCCGGGCGUGGUGUUGGUCACCCACUCCCUUGUUUACCGUGCCGGCCUUCAUAGGUGCUCAUGAACAGCACUUGCCCCAACAGUGUGUUAAGGCUAUAGGGGGGAUCUAUACGGGGCAUUGUUGUCUUUGUUUGCCCACGUGUAUCUGUCCCGUGGCCUUAAAGUGCACAUGGCUUGGCACAAGCACUUAGUGGCAAACGGCGGUUGUUGUUGUCCACGUGGGCCAUCUUAAUUUGUGUACGAUAACAUCGACGAGGCGUACGGCGUUUGCGAGGUGUGCUCUUGGACAGCGUAAAAAAAAAUCUUGAUCGUCGUUCUUGCCAUCGUAGUUUCCGCCGUGCUGAUGGAAUUGUCGUUGUUGGCGUUUCGCUCACCGGGCUGCGGGGAGCUUCAGUAGCAAUGUGUGCGCAGGGCGUUAACGUGGUGGAGACGAUGGCAGCUUUCCAUUCGAGCUGCUUGCUCGGCUUUCGCAACAUGUUUCGUUUAGUUGUACAAGUUGGAGCGUCGUGAAAAUGUGAAUUUCCCAAAACUUUUUUAUUUCUUUCUUACAUUGGACACUUAGUUAAGACGACGCUCCUGAUAUUUCUGCCAGCGCUCGAGGUUGUUUGUUGGCGGAGUGUUGCUCUUCAGAUCCCCUGCACCGUCGUGGGGGUCCCAGCGCAGUUGCACCGCCUGCGCACUCUGUUGGGCUACGCCGCCAUUGGCGAUGAUGCCGACGGAGGGUGUGUUCGUGAUGGUGUUGCAUUUUAUUUAUUUCGGCACGUUUGUCGUUCGUGCGCUGUAUGCUGCCAGGUGCUGCUCGCGACGGUGCCUGUCGGUUUGUGUUCGAGCCUCGGUAGUUAAUCGUUUGUGCUGAGCGCGCCUGUAUUAUCUUGGACUUGCAGUUACCUGCGUGGGCUCAUGUACCUGCGUAUUUCUGGAGAGCUACCACCCGUAAUAUUUGAGUAACGGCAGCGCAAUGCCUGCAGAUAUUUUACAGAGAUUUUUAUAUUACCCCCCCCCCCUCAUCACCCCCCCCCCCCCCCCCCAGAAAAAACUACUCUAAGCCAAAGAUUUAUUGCAGCUUGUUAGUAUAUAUAUGAAAUAUAUAUGUGCACGUGAACUUUAUCAAAGAAAAUAAUAUAUUAGACUUAAGAGAGAAUAUAAAUUAUAUUUGAAAGGAAAGGAUUUUACGUAUACUAUUUUAUUAUGCUACUGGUUGGCACAUAGUGUUGAACACUAUUUGCCGCAUGCUGUGAUUACUGAAACCCGUGGAGAAAGAAAAAGGCCCUUUUGUCACGGGUUUGUCUUUAAGAGGCGACUGUCGGGACUGGCUGGAACCAUUCGCGUUAAAUGGCACAUGGCAAUUUGCCCCCCAAAGUUAUCAGUUUGGCGAAAGGUGCAGGGGAGGGGGGGGGUGGAUGCAAUAAGAUAACGAGUGAAGGGUGAACCAAACUCUUUUAAAAAAAAAAGGGGGGGGCGCUUGGUUAGAGGCUGGGAUGGGGGCAUUAAUUGGAGAUUGAUUUUAGCCGGAAACUUUGACCCGGAUAAUGCAUCCAGACCCGCAACACCAUAUCCAGUAUGAACCCCUCACUGUGGCUACGAGCUACGUGCCACCAACUCUCAAAAUCUGUUGCCAGCGACUUGGAAAAUAUUUGGUGAGAAAUUUCAGGCCUGGUCGGAGAUUCGUAAGUGUUUGGUUCACUGGUGUGGUUAGUGGAGGAGUUUCCUUCUGGAUGGCGAGUUGGGUGGCAGUAGGUACCCAGGGAUCUAGCAAAUUAUUUUGUUACUUGUCUCCUCCGCUUUAAGUAUUGUAUAGUGUUGCAUCGAACUUGGACCCAUUUCUGUCAGAGAGGGCCCUUGCUUUUUAAACAUCAGGCAGUUCACGUACCUGUCAACCCCCUUAUUAGUGCCUACCCUAUUACAGACCUUAUUGGUCACCCCGUGCCCUUAUACAUUUCAACGUUCAUCCUACAAAGUGCCAUCACGAGGGAGAAACCAAUAGACCCGUAGUUAAACGGCUGUACGCUGUAUGGACCUGAUCUCAAUUUCCCUGUACAAGAAUGAAGGUAGACCGUAUGGGUUGACAGGUAUGAGUUCACCAGCAUUUGGCUUAUUUUGCUUAUAUUAAACCAAUGCUGCUGAAAAGACGCACUCCCAACAGGGUUGUAUGGCCAAUGGGAUGUAAAAUAUAUAUACACGAAGUACUUUAAUAUUUAUUUCAUGCGGAGAGGAUAUAUGGUAAUGAGAUAUGAAACGUCUGCCCAGUUAUUUCAAAGCCUAUGUCCUGGCCAAUUUCAGUUGCCCACUCGCCCGCCUGCCCCGACGAUGACCAUUGGCCCCAAGUAUCCAUGCGAAUUGCCGUGUGAUCACGGGAGUUUCCUGUGUGCACCAACUGCCCCUACGAUAAGUGACACCGACUGUAAGCUGUUGAGCGAUGUAGCAGAUGAGUCAUUGCUAGCCCGCGUGUAGUUUACAAUUGGCUCCGAGGCCAAGGCCAGUUGACACGGUAUCGUGAUCUAUUUAAUAUAUAUUUUUGUGAGCAUAAGCUUUCGUAAGAGUGAAGACAUAUAUUUGAAGAAGAGCAUUAUUUUUGUACCACGUUAUACGGAUGUAUAGUAUUGUCUUCGUCUGAUGAAAUAAACAAUGUUAUUUGUAAAACUUUA
Molecule: messenger RNA, 3967 nt
Organism: Lethenteron reissneri (Far Eastern brook lamprey)
Lineage: Eukaryota; Metazoa; Chordata; Hyperoartia; Petromyzontiformes; Petromyzontidae
Product: protein c-Fos-like
Biological process (GO): regulation of transcription by RNA polymerase II
Cellular component (GO): nucleus
Molecular function (GO): RNA polymerase II cis-regulatory region sequence-specific DNA binding; DNA-binding transcription factor activity, RNA polymerase II-specific
Source: RefSeq, a predicted model, not a curated record